GUUUUGACCAAAUCAAACUUUACUUAGUGAUAAAUUAUGUGAUAGUUGGAUUUUUAUACAAAUAACAUGAAGAAACCGGAGUUAAUCUGCCUGCUGUGCGUGCUCCAGUACACCUCGGCCGAAAUCUACGCUAUACGAUUCGACUCGCAGUUCUACUUUGACGAAUUCGAGGAUGUCCCUGCCAGUUUUGGGAAGAAAUUGUCAGAUGGAGUGGUUCGCGGCGUCUUGGUGAACGCCGACCCUCCUGACGGCUGCACCAGCGCCCUGAAGCCGCCCCCCAAAGACGUGGAGAACGAGACGGGGCGAUGGAUCGUGCUGAUGCCGCGCUAUAACGACGUUUUGAAUUGUUCUUUCGAGCAAAAGGUCCGCAUGGGUCAGGGGGCUGGUUACGACGCCGUCGUGGUCCACAAUGUCCACUCGAACCAGCUGGUUCCAAUGUCGGCGAAAAACGACACCGGAAUUAACAUUCCUUCAGUAUUUGUGAGCGAAUCUUCCGGCUCGACGCUGAAAUCGAUCUACGCCAAUCCGCAAUAUUUCAUCGUGAUCACCGGGGAAUCACCGUUUAAUAUUCAGACGCAUCUCCUGAUCCCGUUUGCGAUUGUCGUGGGGAUUUGUUUUAUCGUAAUGAUUAUCUUUCUGGUGGUGAAGUGUAUUAAAGACAGGAGGAGGCAGAGGAGACAUCGCUUGCCCACGUCCACGCUUAAUAAAAUUCCGAUUUGUAAAUACCAAAAGGGGGAUCCGUACGAGACGUGCGCCAUUUGUCUUGAUGACUACAUCGAGGGCGAGAAGCUCAGAGUUCUUCCAUGCAAUCACGUUUACCACACGAAAUGCAUCGACCCGUGGCUGACGAAGAACCGGCGCGUGUGCCCCAUUUGCAAGCGCAAGGUGUUCGCCCACGACGAGCCCCAGCACGACUCUGACAGCGACUCGGACGCCGACGACACGACCCCCCUUAUCAACUCGAAUAACCGGGGCACCGAAGGGGGCACCUUCCAGCAACAGAGCGAGAAUCCGUUCCGUCGGGCCGUUCGCUCAAUUUCUCAGCAAUCAGGCGCUGUUAAUUUCGUCACAGCCUCUGAUCAUCACAGCAUCAACGGUGAUUAUCAAAGUUGUAACUCUUCGACGACAGAAUCUGAGGAAAGCGGACGAGUUUGUGAUAAUUUAGAUGAAGUUCACGUUCACACACAGCUCGAGGGCAGUCACAGUAGUGGUGAUGUACACGUAUGAGUUGUUUCUUUGGCUCUUGUCGAUUUGUUUAGGUUUAGUUGCUUUAACUUCUAGUCUCGGACGAGAAGGUUAAGAGCUGGUGCUAUUAUCAGUUGAAUUAAAUUUAUUCUCUGACUUGUAUUUUUAUUUUUAGGUUAUUGUUUUUUGAUUUGAGGCGAGGCACGGCCUUGUGUAAGCUUAUACGAAAUAUAUUUUUGAUGGUCGAAAUUACUUUUUGUUACGGUUGUGAUUUGAAUUACUAACACUCGUAAGUUUUAAAUUUUAUUUGUAUAUUUAUUGUUUUAUUCUUAUGCCAAAUAAUAAUCUAAGUAAGUGUAA
This is a messenger RNA of Tribolium castaneum (red flour beetle), 1545 nucleotides long. Its product is annotated as E3 ubiquitin-protein ligase Godzilla. Bases 67 to 1227 code for a protein of 386 amino acids. The transcript is spliced from 4 exons. Lineage: Eukaryota; Metazoa; Arthropoda; Insecta; Coleoptera; Tenebrionidae. The record is from RefSeq and is a predicted model, not a curated record.